This is a messenger RNA of Sebastes umbrosus (honeycomb rockfish), 2972 nucleotides long. RefSeq names its product UDP-GlcNAc:betaGal beta-1,3-N-acetylglucosaminyltransferase 2a (gene b3gnt2a). The record is from RefSeq and is a predicted model, not a curated record. Lineage: Eukaryota; Metazoa; Chordata; Actinopteri; Perciformes; Sebastidae. Gene Ontology annotation, cellular component: membrane. Gene Ontology annotation, molecular function: hexosyltransferase activity. The transcript is spliced from 3 exons. The coding region runs from base 629 to 1864 and encodes 411 amino acids.
UCAGAUAUAGUAGUAAAACACUGACAGGGAACAUUGUACUGCACAAUGAGUACUUUUAUAAGGGUUUGAAUGCAGGACUGUUUUACUUGUAGUGGAGUAUUUACACAGUGUGGAUUCAUUAGAACUUCUACUGAAGUAAAGGAUUUGAAUACUUGGACAGUCAGUAUAGCCCCCGAAAGUCCCAACAGCACAGUUCAGACCACACUAGUUCUAUCUCUGGCUCUGACAGUCAGCUCCCAUUCAGCCUGAGGGAGGAGUCACUGCGCAUGGCUUCGCACAGGAGAGACGCACACUUGUGCAGAAGCUUUCUCUACCUUUCUCCUCUCAGUGAACAGAGGAUGUGACUUCAUGUUGGAGAUUUGAGGAUUGACGAGGUGCCACAGAGUUCAUAUAUGUACACAGUAUAUCCAGAUCUCCAAAAGCGCGCAGCAAGUUCAGGUCCAACUCUGGACUUCCUUUUUAUGGCACAACGUGGACGCGAGGAGCCAGUCUGAACGAUGGCUCAAGAAACAGCAACCUGGUUCUUGUUGGAGACCUCCUUCUCCACCCUGCAGCUCAUCCACGAGGCCAGCAGACGUCUGGGUCUCCACCCGACUCAAGUGACCCACCAGCUCCACACCAGUCACAGAUGAAGAGGAGAGGCAACAUGCCUGUGGCCCGCAGAAAAGGGAGGGUGUUCUGCGUGGUGAUGAUGCUCAACGUCUUCAUCUGCAUCCUGGUGGGCGUGUCGUGGAACCAUGGACGUGAUAAAGGUGGCCAGGAGAAGGUUCGAAUCCCAACCAAGAAGUUUUGGCACAAGGAGGCACGGAGCAAAUCCUUCUGGAACAAGGAGCAGCAGUACUUGGACUUCAUUUUCAACGUCAUUUACAACCCCGCCAUCGACUCUGUGCUGUCUAGCAACACUCUCAUCGAGCUUCCCGAUUGGCUGAAUGACACUGGACCACUCAACCUCUGUGAGCCAGACUACAGAGUCCCCACGCAAAUCGUGGACUACAACUCCCUGCCGCAGCGCUUCCAGGAUUUUCUUUUGCACAUGCGCUGCAGGACGUACCCCAUGCUGAUAAAUCAGCCCCAUGUUUGUGAUGAAAAGCCCUUCCUGCUGGUGGUGGUCAAAUCGCUGAUCCCACAUUUUGAGCGGCGGCAGGCCAUUCGUGAAACAUGGGGUCGGGCGGGGGUUUUGGCCAAUCGCACAGUGGCGACGGUGUUCCUGCUAGGCAACACCUUGUCAACGGACAACUUCCCGGACCUGCAGUGGAUACUGGGCCACGAGGCGGAACUUCACAAAGACAUCCUCCAGUGGGACUACAGGGACACCUUCUUCAACCUCACCCUGAAGGAGAUCCUCUUCCUGGAGUGGUUCAGCCACAACUGCCCCCAAGCCCAGUACAUCUUCAAGGGUGACGAUGAUGUCUUCAUCAACACCUUCCGAAUUAUUGACUUCCUGGAAGGCUUGUCCGAGGUCAAGGCCAAGGAUUUGUUCAUAGGUGAUGUUAUCAGUGACGCCAGUCCACACCGAAGCGAGAAACUCAAGUACUUUAUCCCAGAGAGUGUGUUUGUGGGGUUGUAUCCGCCUUACGCAGGAGGCGGAGGAUAUCUGUACUCUGGGGAGUUGGCGCUGCGUCUUUACAACACAUCUCGGCAGGUAGUCUUGUAUCCCAUUGACGAUGUCUAUACGGGGAUGUGUCUGAAAAAACUAGGCCUGGUUCCUGAGAAGCACAACGGCUUCAAGACUUUUGACAUUAGUGAGAAGGACAAGUCCAGCCCCUGCACCUACCAGAGCCUGAUGCUGGUUCACAGCCGGACGCCACAGGAGAUGUUGAAGAUCUGGCCGUGGAUUAUCCAUCCGGAGCUGAACUGCCAGUGAACACCUUCAUUCAUCUUGUUUGCACUGUUGAUAUUUCAACACCUUUUAAUUAUGUUAAAUCCUCAAGUCCAAGCAAAACCUCUGAGUUCGUGUUUUAAAAUCAUCACGUCUUUAUUUGUCUGUUGUCUUUUCCACUAGCUAGGGUGAAUUAAGGCUGAUUGGGACAUCAGGUCAAAUGGAACAGUAUAACUAUACUGGGUUUGUUUUCUCGCCUGAUGAGUGAGAAUAAAAACUUUUUUGCUGAGCCCUAGCUCUGAAACCACAAAAUCAAAAUUGCACGGCCUCAUUGAUGUAACAUCAAGUAGGUGGGCGGGGCAAGCAUGAAACAGGAAGUUGACCUUGCAAAGCAUAAGGUGAGGAAAAUGCAUGCCCCCAGGAAGAGCGCGUAGUGGUCAAACAGCGGUACUACAACUUCCGUGUCCGUCACGUGAUGCCAUUGGGCCCAAAAAUAUUUUUUCCCAUAGACUUUAGUCAAUUAUAGUAUAUAUAGUAACUAUACCGUGAUAUGCCAUAGCCUACAGUAAAACUAACGCCAGCAGAAAUAUAUAGUAUAGUAGUAUAAUAUAUAGUGAAUAUUAUAUGUAUUUAUUGUUAAGGUUUGGUUCAAACAGAGCCAGAGAGAUAGUGGACAAUGGGAGCUGUAAUCACAUUUGGUAGCAGAUUGUAUGUAGAGUAAAACUUUAGUAACAGUAAUAUUUUACUACUACUACUACUACUACUACUACCAAAAACUCACAGACCUCAGGAUAACCUCUGAACUGAUGAUCCCACACACACUGUUUUCUGUUUAACACAAACGACACAUAAUCCCACAGACUUUCUUAAACAACAUUUUUUACAUUUGUACAGUAAUUAUGAAACACUCAGUGUUAAUUGUUUUUAGCAUCCCAGCUGGGAUGUUGCUGCUGUUACUGGGCAUUUGUAUGUAUGUUUGUAUAUAAAAUGUGUGUUUAAAUAAGCAAUAUAUUGAGUUUGGUUCACAUGAAACAGAUUUUUUCAGGGUUGGCUUCAGACAUGUCCUCUUUUCUGUUGUUUGUUAAAAUUGUUUUGGUCAUUACAAAUCUUUUCCCAUUAAUAAAAAAUAAAAAUAAAUAUAUUGUGUUUGUGU